Anisakis simplex (herring worm) is the source of this 1017-nucleotide messenger RNA. The record is from the annotation of a GenBank genome assembly. NCBI's taxonomy places the organism in Eukaryota, Metazoa, Nematoda, Chromadorea, Rhabditida, Anisakidae.
AUGGCGAUUUCUGGACAAUACUCGCCAGCAGCUCCACUGCAGGCGUGCGAUCAACUAGAUGAUAACAAGCUGUUGGCUCGUAUGAAGGAUGGUGGCCUAUACGCUGAAAUAUAUAUGGCUCCAGAUAUUCAAACUGCAGCUGAAAAAUUUCCAAAUCUCAAUGAUCCAUCACGAAGGAAAACCUCAUCACGAACGCAUCAUACGCACUCGGAAUCUAAUACUUGGUGGCAUGAAGAAGAGUGGAAUGUGGAACAGCAUUGGCGAGGAGACCGGACGCCUCGAUGGGGUGUUCAAUCACGGAAAUUUCUUGAUCAGAUACCUUCGGAUGUUAGAGUUGAAUUAAUUGCCAACAAUGCCUCAGCAGUUAGCUCAUUUCCAUCGGAUUUCGGCCAUACAACUUAUUCGAAUAGGAGGAAGCCACCCAAUGACAAAUCUUUGACCAGCACUCAACGCCGAUAUAAUCAUGCACCUUGGGAAAUUGAAUCAGAAAACCUUGCUAAGAAUCCUGAAGGGCAAUAUCAAGAAUCGGCUUCGAUAGGACAAGAGGAGAUCGUGCACGAAAGAGUAGCGCAGAAAGAACGGAAGCGACGCAAUUUGCAAGACGGACGAGCGCUGAAGACACUCAAUUCGGGUACUGCAAAAGGAGUGAUUGGUACGACUGUAGCGUUGGAAUGUGACGACGAACCAUUNGAAAGCAAUACAGACUCAACACGAGGAUACCGUAUGUGUCAAACUUGCCAUGCUAUACGACAGUUACCUGACGGUUACUUUCCACGAGUGCUGAAUGAAGUGAUCUGCGCUGAAGACCUAUGUCUACGUGGUGAAGGCACUUGCCGGCAGCGGUUUCUUCCAUUUAGAGUAAAAUUUCAUGCUAAAUCAGAGUUUCAACAAUUCGAAAUACUGAAAAAUUUCGGUAACAAAUCGUGCGGCAGAUGGGAAGAGAUUAGCAUUGAAUUAAGAACUUGUUGUGAUUGUAUCGUACAUCCACAAUCACCUUUCGUUAAAUACGUUGAUUGA